AUGGUCACCACCACCGCAGCUGAUAGUGCUGCCGCGCUGAACAUGCACACCGAGUCCUCCACAGCAACACAACAAGACUACCGAGCAAACGGCUGCAAUGCACAGCGGAACUCGAAGCAUGCCGGGGAGGAUCCAGCGCAGAGUGCAAGAACAGAUGCCUCGUCUGUUAGGCAGAAGACCAUUGCUGUAAUCGGCACGACUGGGUUCCUCGGUCCGUAUCUUCUAGCAUCUCUCCUCCAAACCCAUACCGGCUCCAACAUUCUCUGCAUCAACAGACGGGCCGAUGGAGAGCAGCGAACCUUGGUAGCUCUCGCGGGCAUUACCGGACAUUGCUCCAGGAGAUACUCCCGCGUACGCUUCCUUGUCGCAGAUAUCACGCGGCAAGAUGUAGGAAUGGGGCUUGUUCAGAACGAGUUGCUCGCCUCUUCUGUCGAUGAAGUCAUCUUCAACGCUUGGAACCCCCACUGGGGCCUGCCGCUAGGAAACUUCCAGCCACUACUGAGUGCCGUGGCCAGCACCAUCGGCUUUUGCACGUCCAGCCCCCGGAAACCUCGCAUAACUUUCAUCUCGUCCGUCUGUGCCGUUGGAGAAUGGCCACGCCAGCAUCCCGAGCAGCGCCUCAUUCCCGAGCGCGUGGUUUGGGAACGUGCCAGCGCCAUGGGCCAUGGGUACGGCCAGAGCAAGUGCAUCGCCGAGCAUCUCCUCGCACGCGCUCACGCCGUCUCGGACCUCAGUGUUGCGAUUGUCCGCGCAGGACAGAUUGGAGGGCCGGCUCGGUCGAGCGCUGCGUAUAACAUGUGGCCAGUGCAAGGUUGGCUGUUCUCGAUCAUCAAAGCUAGCGCAAGAACUGGGUACUGGCCUGCGCAUGUCCAGCCUUUGGACUGGAUCCCGGUGGACGCGCUUGCUGAGGGGGUCGCUAGAGUCGUCUGUGGAGAGUCGAGAGCUAAGGACGUGCAGGUUUUCAACAUGAUGCAUCCGCAGCCUGCUCUGUGGCGAUUGCUGUUUGAGACAUUGCAGAGCCGAUUUGGGUUGAGAGCAACGGAGGUUAGUCUUCCGAAGUGGCUGGACGCACUGGAGCCGGGAGCGGUGAAGCUAGAGACCUUCUUGCGAGCGGCAGGAAGUGGCAGAGAGCACGACAUGGCGGCGGAGAACGGAAACGCUUCAGCCGUCCUGCCUGAGGUGGCACCUAUCACAGAGAGUCAACUAGUGGCAUGGAUAGCGGGGUGGGAUUUGAAGCUUGAACACAACCGGGCGAGGAUAUAG
This is a messenger RNA of Alternaria arborescens, 1263 nucleotides long. RefSeq lists its product as hypothetical. The record is from RefSeq and is a predicted model, not a curated record. NCBI's taxonomy places the organism in Eukaryota, Fungi, Ascomycota, Dothideomycetes, Pleosporales, Pleosporaceae. The coding region runs from base 1 to 1263 and encodes 420 amino acids. The transcript has a single exon.